UUAGCCCAAUUCCGCGGGAAAACCGCGGACUUGGCAACAUAUGUUAAGUUUCAAAACAAACCGAAAGUAAAACUGCAAGCAGCCAAAGACGUUUGCACCGACGUGUACAGUAGAUGAACAGCACCGAGGAUAAAACCGCGAAAAUCACCAAAACACACAACCUUUUGAAAGCUAUGGAAGGAGAGGAGAACAGACGGAGAAGAGCAUCUCCAGAACCCAGCUGUGUGUCUCUGAAGAGCAUCGAGUCCAUGUAUGAACAUCCUAAAUUCAGUGAUGGAUCGGUGCCCUCUGACCCCAGAAAGCAAUUUACAGCUGCUUCGUCAGAAACCAGCUGUGUGUCUCUGAAGAGCAUCAACUCCAUGUAUGAACAUCCUAAAUUCAGUGAUGGAUCGGUGCCCUUUGACCCCAGUGUGGAGAGAGGUGCUCAUUCCAAAUGUGGAUUAUCCAGUUUCGGUUCUCCUCCCCACAACACUGCAGGUGUUAAUGUGUUCAAGGAGAAAUACAAAAUGAGCAUGAUAAUCAAGUAUGAGAGCUUAUUUGAGGGAAUUCAAUUACAAGAGAAUAAAACCCUCCUGAACAGCAUUUACACACAGCUCUUCAUCAUAGAGGGGGAGAGGGAAGGAGUGAAUGAAGAACAUGAGAUCUUACAGAUGGAGAAAAAUUACAUUACACUCCAGGAAACUCCAAUCAACUGCAAUGACAUCUUUAAACCUCUGCCAGGAUAUGAGAAGCAGAGAGAAGACGUAAUCAAGACUGUUCUUACUAGCGGCAUCGCUGGAAUAGGAAAAUCAGUCUCUGUGCAGAAGUUCAUUCUGGACUGGGCCGAAGGAAAAGCCAAUCAGGAUGUAGAUUUCAUGUUUGUGCUUCCAUUUCGAGAGCUGAACUUGAUCAAAGAUGAUCAGUACAGUCUUCACAGACUUCUGGUGGACUUUCAUCCUGUACUUCAGGAUCUGGACUCAAAGAUUCUUGAGGAGUGUAAAGUUGUGUUCAUCUUUGAUGGCCUGGAUGAAAGCAGAAUUACACUGAUGUUUUCAGAAAAUGAGACAGUUUCAGAUGUGAAUGAGUCUUCAUCAGUGGGGGUGUUAAUGUCAAAUCUCAUCAGAGGAGAGCUGCUUCACAAUGUUCUCAUCUGGAUCACCUCCAGACCAGCAGCAGGCAGUCAGAUCCCCUCACAAUACAUCAACCGUCUGACAGAAAUUCAUGGAUUCAGUGAGCCACAGAAGGAGGAAUAUUUCAGGAAGAGAAUCAGUGAUGAGCAUCAAGCCAGCAGAAUCAUCUCACACAUUAAAAGAUCAAGAAGCCUCCACAUCAUGUGUCACAUACCCAUCUUCUGCUGGAUCUCAUCCACUGUGCUUCAGAACCUCCUGAAACAAGAGGACAGUGCAGAAAUCCCUAAAACUCUAACUGAGAUGUACAUCCACUUCCUGCUCACUCAGAUGAACAUGAGGAGUCAGAAGUAUGAAAAGACAUGUGGGAGAGAUCCAGAGGAACUCCUGAAGUCCAACAGAGAAGUGAUUGUGAAACUUGCUGAACUGGCUUAUAAACAGCUGAUGAAGGGCAAUGUGAUGUUCUAUGAGGAGGACCUGAUUGAGAGCGGUAUAGAUGUCACUGACGUCACAGUGUAUUCUGGGAUUUGCACUGAGAUCUUUAAGGAGGAAUCUGUGGUGCAUCAGAGGAAAAUCUACUGCUUUAUACAUCUGAGCUUUCAGGAGUUUCUCGCUGCAUUUUAUGUAUUUUAUGGCUUUGUAAAUAAUAAUUCAGAGUUUCUGAAUGUUUUUGACUUGCUUCCUAAUUUGCAUAGAGGAGUGAUAGAGGUGGCUCUUCGGAGUAAGAAUGGACACCUGGAUCUUUUCCUGCGGUUCCUGCUGGGCAUCUCACUGGAGUCCAAUCAGAGACUCUUGCAGGGUCUGCUGACACACACAGAGGAGAGCUCUGAGAGCAUCAGGACAACCACAGCUUACAUUAAAGACAAAAUCAAACAUGAACAGGGUCUCUCGGCUGACAGAUCCAUCAAUCUUUUCCUCUGUCUGCUGGAGAUGAAAGAUCAGACUCUGUUCAGAGAAAUUCUGGAGUUUCUGAAAUCAGUCAAACACUCAGAGAAUAAACUCUCUCCAUCUCACUGCUCGGCGAUCGCCUACUUGCUCCAGAUUUCAGAUGAGGUGCUGGAGGAGUUGGAUCUUAAGAAAUACAACACAUCAGAUGAGGGCAGAAGGAGACUGGUACCAGCUGUGAUGAACUGCAGAAAAGCACUUCUCGAUGGCUGUAAUCUCACAGAUCAGUGCUAUGAAAUUGUGGCAUCAGUUUUAAAAUCAACUGAUUCGCCCCUGAUAGAGCUGGACUUGAGUAACAAUGACCUGCAGGAUGCUGGUGUGGAGCUCAUCUGUGCUGGACUGAAGAGUCCAAACUGUCGGCUGGAGAUACUGAGGGUAUCUGGCUGUAUGGUCACAGAAAAAAGCUGUUGUUUUCUGGCUUCAGCUCUUAUUUCAAACCCUUCACACCUGAGAGAGCUGGAUCUGAGCUACAAUCACCCAGGAGAUGCUGGAGUCAAGAUGUUUUCUGCUCUGCUAGAGAAUCCUGACUGCAAACUGGAGAAACUCAACUUAGACCAUUGUGGAGAUUUCAGGAUCACACCAGGACUACAAAAAUAUGCUUAUGAUCUCACGCUGGAUCCAAACACGGCAAACACUCGUCUCACUCUGUCUGAGGGGAACAAAAGGGCGAGGCGUGUGGAAGACAAGCAGCCAUAUCCAGAUCAUCUGGAGAGAUUUGAGAACCAGGAACAGGUUCUGUGUAGAGAAACUCUGUCUGAACGCUGUUACUGGGAGGUUGAAUGGAGUGGGGGGGCUUAUGUUGCAGUAACAUAUAGAGGAAUCAGAAAGAAAGGAGGGAGUGACUGUAGAUUGGGGUGGAAUAAAAAAUCCUGGAGUCUUUUCUGUACUAUUGAUAGAUUCAGUGCCUGGCACGAUGAUAAGAACACAGACAUACAUGUCCAGUCAGACCCUUUGAGCAGAGUAGCAGUGUAUCUGGACAGGCCGGCUGGCACUCUGUCCUUCUACAGUGUCUCAGGCACACACACACUGACACACAUACACACAUUCAACACCACGUUCACUGAACCACUCUACGCUGGGUUUGCAGUUUAUGGUUCAGUGUUUCUUUUAGGGUGAACAGCCUCCUGUUAUUUACAGUAGAGACAGUCUGUUUUCAUUUAGACUACACUAUAGCUGUAGCUUCGCUUUAGAGCGUGGGAUUUCAGCGCCCAUGCCUGUCAUAUUCACUAACCAUCUGCCGUCAAACUUAACCAGAGGCCGGAUUUAACUCCUAAGAGCAAUUCUUGAAACUUUUUGAAGACGUUCUCAAAUGUGCUUUCAUAUUUUAAGAACGUCUCAUAUGUUUCUCUUAAAAAGAAAAUGACAGUCUUCGGCAAUAUCUGAUAUAAAUGGCGGUUCUUGCGGAACACUUAUAGGCUUAGAUCUCUGCCACAAUUCUGCGCGCAAAAGAUCAUAUUUUGAG
This is a messenger RNA of Sinocyclocheilus grahami, 3513 nucleotides long. Its product is annotated as protein NLRC3-like. The record is from RefSeq and is a predicted model, not a curated record. The transcript has 8 exons. NCBI's taxonomy places the organism in Eukaryota, Metazoa, Chordata, Actinopteri, Cypriniformes, Cyprinidae. The coding region runs from base 114 to 3167 and encodes 1017 amino acids. Gene Ontology annotation, molecular function: protein binding.